UGACAACAUGGCUUCUAUGGUGAGACUGAGCUCCCUGUGCAAAGGAGGACGAGUAUUUGCCUUCAACAAAUCCUUCCUAAUUAGACCUACGGUUGCUUUGCCUCAAGAACAUCAUGCACUUCAAGGUUCCCCAGUUCAGUUUCCCCCAAUUCGACAUGCGGGAUCUAAAGCUGCCUCUAUGCACUGGACCAGCGAGCGAGUUCUGAGUGUGGCACUGCUGGGUCUCCUGCCAGCUGCUUAUCUGUACCCUGGGCCUGACUACUCUUUAGCUGCGGCUCUCACUCUUCAUGGCCACUGGGGCCUUGGGCAGGUACUUACCGACUAUGUUCAUGGAGAUACAAAGGUUAAGUUAGCAAAUGCAGGCCUUUAUGCGCUCUCUGCUGUGACCAUUGCAGGCCUUUGCUAUUUCAACCACCAUGACGUGGGCAUCUGCAAGGCGGUGGCUAUGCUGUGGAGUCUGUGACCAUCAGUACCUAAUUAUAUAUCAACGCAUGUGCUUUAAACUCACCUCUAAGAGACAAACACAUUGGACUCAAAUGUUGAUUAUUCACUAUAAAGGUUGCAAG
Molecule: messenger RNA, 566 nt
Organism: Bombina bombina (fire-bellied toad)
Lineage: Eukaryota; Metazoa; Chordata; Amphibia; Anura; Bombinatoridae
Product: succinate dehydrogenase [ubiquinone] cytochrome b small subunit, mitochondrial-like
Exons: 1
Coding region: 8-463 (151 amino acids)
Biological process (GO): tricarboxylic acid cycle; mitochondrial electron transport, succinate to ubiquinone
Cellular component (GO): mitochondrial envelope; membrane
Molecular function (GO): ubiquinone binding; heme binding
Source: RefSeq, a predicted model, not a curated record